Messenger RNA from Clarias gariepinus (North African catfish), 1473 nucleotides. It is a transcript of the gene wnt1, whose product is annotated as wingless-type MMTV integration site family, member 1. Gene Ontology annotation, cellular component: extracellular region. Gene Ontology annotation, molecular function: frizzled binding; cytokine activity. Gene Ontology annotation, biological process: canonical Wnt signaling pathway; multicellular organism development; cell fate commitment. The record is from RefSeq and is a predicted model, not a curated record. The transcript has 5 exons. NCBI's taxonomy places the organism in Eukaryota, Metazoa, Chordata, Actinopteri, Siluriformes, Clariidae. Bases 59 to 1189 code for a protein of 376 amino acids.
CAAAAACGGUGCUAAAGUAGAAGGAUUUUUUUUAAACACGUGACUUUGUCUCUGGGGAAUGCGGAGCGGUGCCAUGCAGUUCCUUGCGCUGAUCACCGCACUGAAAGCCGCGUGCGUACUGCUGCUCUCCUCGCGCAUCUCCAGCUCCGCGGCAGCCAACAGCAGCGGACGGUGGUGGGGGAUCGUGAAUGUAGCAUCAUCCACCAACCUUCUCACCAAUAGUAAGAAUGUGCAAUUAGCCCUAGACCCUAGCCUUGCUUUGCUAAGCCGUCGGCAGAGGAGGCUGAUACGUCAAAACCCUGGCAUCCUCCAUGCCAUCGCCGCCGGGCUUCAAACUGCCAUCAAGGAGUGCAAGUGGCAAUUCCGCAACCGCCGUUGGAACUGUCCGACAUCCCAAACUCCUACAGUGUUUGGCAAAAUCAUAAACAGAGGCUGCCGAGAGACUGCAUUUGUGUUUGCCAUCACUAGUGCUGGAGUUACCCAUGCGGUGGCGCGGUCCUGCUCUGAAGGCUCUAUUGAGUCGUGCACCUGUGACUACCGGAGACGAGGCCCUGGGGGUCCAGAUUGGCACUGGGGAGGCUGUAGCGAUAAUAUUGACUUUGGCAGAAUGUUUACACGGGAGUUUGUGGACUCCAGCGAGAGGGGCAGAGACCUGCGAUACCUGAUUAAUGUACACAAUAAUGAGGCUGGAAGAAUUACGGUUUCCUCAGAGAUGCGUCAGGAGUGUAAGUGUCACGGGAUGUCGGGCUCCUGCACUAUUCGCACCUGCUGGAUGCAUCUACCCAACUUCAGGACAGUUGGAGACUUACUAAAAGAUCGUUUUGAUGGUGCUUCCAGGGUGGUGUAUGCCAAUAAAGGCAGCAACCGGGCGUCUCAUCGAGCCGACCCCCGGCACCUCCAGCCAGAGAACCCUGCUCACAAACUCCCUUCAACGAAAGACCUUGUCUAUUUUGAAAAAUCACCCAACUUCUGUUCCUACAACAGCAAAACGGGUACGCUUGGCACAUCCGGGCGGACCUGCAACAGUUCUUCACCUGCGUUGGACGGCUGUGAGUUGCUAUGCUGUGGGAGAGGGUAUAAGACCAAGACUGAGAAGAUCACUGAAAGAUGUCACUGCACUUUCCACUGGUGCUGCCAUGUGAGCUGCCUCAACUGCACCAGUACGCAGACUCUACAUCAGUGCUUAUAACAGAAUCAGCAGUUGGCUUUGUUUCAGAGAUCAUCAUAAGGGCAUGGAAGAGGGUGCAAAAAAUAGAGAAGUAACAGACAUGUUGCUUAAUUGGGGGAUUUAACAAACAAGAACAAAAAAACACAUGAAAUGACUAUAUGAUAAUCAGCCAUUUCCUUCAUAUUAUUUUUCUACAUCAAACAGAGCUGUUUGUCAUUGACAUUGUACUGUGAGAGACUUUCCUAAAAGCUGUGCAUUUCUAAAGUGCUUGGUCACAAACCCUAUGUUUAAACAUUUACUCAAAA